AUGUCCACGCCAAGUAAUACAACGGUGAAGAUAGAGUGCACUCCCGAGUCGCGAAGUUGCGUGGAGUGCGACCACUGUAGAAGAAAGUUCCUGAAGAAGAGUAACUUGGCGGAGCACCUGAAGCAACACAGACACCAAUGUCGGGAGUGCGGGAAAAGUUUCAGCUUAAAGCGCUAUCUGAGCGCCCACAUCGAGAAAACCCACCGACCGCAGAUCUUCGAGUGCAGCGUCUGCGAAUACAAGAGCAACAACAAAGGCACCCUGAAGAAUCACUUCAUCCGUCUGCACACCUCCAACUUCGACUUCUCCUGCGACACCUGCGGCAAGCAAUUCAAGAUAAAGAAGGCCCUGAAUCACCACGUCAAGCAGAACCACAGCGGGAACCCCCCGAUAGUUUGCGACGUGUGUGGCCACUUCAGCAAGAAUCUCCACGCUUUGAAGGCACACAUGAAGUACCGCCACCACAAGCCAGAGUUUGUUUGCAGGAUCUGUCGAAGGGGAAUGACGACCAAGGAGAAUCUGGAGCAGCAUCUCACUUGGCACGAAACCAGAGAGAAAGUUCUCUGCCCCACGUGUGGGAAGAGAUUUCGAGGCCGAGACUUGGACUCCCACAUGAGAGUCCACACGGGGGUGAAACCAUUCCCGUGUCCCGUGUGUGGCAAGUCCUUUAGGAGGCAGACCGCACAGGAGCAACAUGUACUGAUUCACACGGGAAAGAGACCGUAUGUAUGUGACAUUUGCGGGCAAGCAUUCGCCCAAAAGCCUGGACUCAUCUGCCACAGGAAAAGACACCCAGGCCCCUUGCCCCCGCUGCCGGUGGUGUCCAUAAAGAACAUCGUCACCGAGUUCACCAAGGAGUAUUCCAGGAAGAAUCCUUCGAUCAAGAUGGAAUAA
Molecule: messenger RNA, 894 nt
Organism: Orussus abietinus
Lineage: Eukaryota; Metazoa; Arthropoda; Insecta; Hymenoptera; Orussidae
Product: gastrula zinc finger protein XlCGF57.1
Exons: 2
Coding region: 1-894 (297 amino acids)
Biological process (GO): regulation of transcription by RNA polymerase II
Cellular component (GO): nucleus
Molecular function (GO): RNA polymerase II cis-regulatory region sequence-specific DNA binding; DNA-binding transcription activator activity, RNA polymerase II-specific
Source: RefSeq, a predicted model, not a curated record